AAAUAAAGUAACCCAAAAAGAAAGCAAGUGAACUUUAUCUUCUGUUGGCGGAAGUGAGGAUGGCGGCGAACUCUGCAUCCGAUCUUCCCGUAGCAGUCAGAAGAGAUCCUAGAAAGAAAUCCGGACCCAUCACGUUAUCUGCCGCAUACUUGCAAAGAGAGCCCCCGGCUACCGCACGACUGCUCAAAUCAGUCAACAAGGAGAUCAACGCUGGAUUGAACCCAUCAACAUCCGAUGGGCUGUUAGCAUUAGAAAUUGUAGCGAAAGGACUGCCUUACAUGGAUCCAUAGAGUUGUUGAUCUGAGUAGCGUAGCGUACAGAAUUCUGACCAU
Rubroshorea leprosula is the source of this 332-nucleotide messenger RNA. The record is from the annotation of a GenBank genome assembly. NCBI's taxonomy places the organism in Eukaryota, Viridiplantae, Streptophyta, Magnoliopsida, Malvales, Dipterocarpaceae.